CCGAUCCCGGCCGGCAUGAUGUGCCUGGAAUGCGCCUCGGCGGCGGCGGGCGGCGCGGAGGAGGAGGAGGCGGACGCGGAGCGGCGGCGCCGGCGCCGGGGGGCGCAGCCAGGGGCCGGCGGUGGCGGUUGCUGCGGGGCACGGGGCGCGGGCAGCGCUGGAGGAGUCGUGGCCGCCGCCGAUGAGGUGCAGACGCUGUCGGGCAGCGUGAGGAGGGCCCCGUCCGGACCUCCCAGCUCCCCGGGCACCCCCAGCUGCGCAGCCGCUUCCAAGGGCCCCGGCGCGCAGCAACCCAAACCGGCCAGCUUGGGCCGCGGGCGAGGGGCAGCCGCUGCCAUCCUCAGCUUGGGUAACGUGCUCAACUAUCUGGACAGGUACACCGUGGCAGGAGUCCUUCUGGACAUCCAGCAGCACUUUGGGGUCAAGGACAGAGGUGCCGGCUUGCUGCAGUCAGUGUUCAUCUGUAGCUUCAUGGUGGCUGCCCCCAUCUUUGGCUACCUGGGUGACCGCUUCAACAGAAAGGUGAUCCUCAGCUGUGGCAUCUUCUUCUGGUCGACCGUCACCUUCUGCAGCUCCUUCAUCCCGCAGCAGUACUUCUGGCUGCUUGUCCUGUCCCGGGGUCUGGUGGGCAUCGGCGAGGCCAGCUACUCCACUAUUGCACCCACCAUCAUCGGCGAUCUCUUCACCAAGAACACGCGCACACUCAUGCUGACCGUCUUCUACUUUGCCAUCCCACUGGGCAGCGGCCUGGGCUACAUCACCGGCUCCAGUGUGAAGCAGGCGGCUGGAGACUGGCACUGGGCCUUGCGGGUGUCCCCCAUCCUGGGCAUGAUCACAGGAACCCUGAUCCUUGUGCUGGUCCCAGCCACCAAGAGGGGCCAUGCAGACCAGCUUGGAGGGCAGCUCAAGGUUCGGACCUCAUGGCUCCGGGACAUGAGGGCCCUCAUCCGGAACCGUAGCUACGUCUUCUCGUCCCUUGCCACGUCGGCCGUGUCCUUCGCCACAGGCGCCCUGGGCAUGUGGAUCCCACUCUAUCUGCACCGUGCCCAGGUUGUGCAGAAAACAGCAGAGACCUGCAGCAGCCCUCCCUGUGGGGCCAAAGACAGCCUCAUCUUUGGGGCCAUCACCUGCUUCACGGGCUUCCUGGGUGUGGUCACGGGUGCAGGAGCCACACGCUGGUGCCGCCUGCGGACGCAGCGAGCCGACCCGCUGGUGUGCGCCGUGGGCAUGCUGGGCUCUGCCAUCUUCAUCUGCCUGAUCUUUGUGGCCGCUAAAAGCAGCAUCGUGGGUGCCUACAUCUGUAUCUUUGUUGGGGAGACACUGCUGUUUUCUAACUGGGCCAUCACCGCGGACAUCCUCAUGUACGUGGUCAUCCCCACCCGUCGGGCCACUGCUGUGGCCUUGCAGAGCUUCACCUCCCACCUGCUGGGGGAUGCGGGAAGCCCCUACCUCAUUGGCUUUAUUUCCGACCUGAUCCGUCAGAGCACCAAGGACUCCCCGCUCUGGGAGUUCCUGAGCCUGGGCUAUGCGCUCAUGCUUUGCCCCUUCGUGGUGGUCCUGGGGGGCAUGUUCUUCCUUGCCACCGCGCUCUUCUUUCUCAGCGACCGUGCCAAGGCUGAGCAGCAGGCGAACCAGCUAGCCAUGCCGCCUGCAUCCAUCAAAGUCUAAGGCGGUGCUGCUGGGACCAUGAGGACCCCACACUCCUACCUGCCCUGGGAGGACCUGCUGGGCUUUCCCAGGGCCUCCUGCGGGCCCCAUGGCAAGGGUCCCGCCCUGUUCGGCUGCGGACUGCCGAGUGGCCCUGGCUGCAAGAGCUCUCAGUUAACCAGGAUGGUUAUGUGUGCUGGAGCCACACAGCCGGACGGACUGCUGGCUUUGGGUCUGGGUCCCAGAGCCCCUGGAGCCAAAGAUGGCUUUCAGUGGGAUCUUCAGGAGAGGCUGGCCUGCUGCCAGCCUCGGGCAAGUCCCUGCCCUCCCCAGAGCGUGGGGCCAGGGGACUGGACUUCCCCAUACAGAUCGCUGGCCAAGGGACUCUAUGCAGAUGGGAAGACACACAGGACCAUGGAGCACACGGGGAAGGGUUGAGGGCCCAGGACCCAGGGUGGAGGUUCAGCUGCUGAGGCCUCCCUACCCUGGUGCAGGAAGCUGGACGCUCAGCAGGCAAAUGGAGCUAGUAUUAGUCAGUUGUCUCAGCUUCCCUGGCCAGCUCUCAGCCUACAGGGUAGGUGAAGCCCCAGUGUCAGCUAUAUACCACCCAGACCCCAGGUGAGAGCAGUACCCCCUGCCUGGCCCAUGGCCUCAAUAGCACCUUCCCUGUGCCCCCAACAACUCGAUGCCAGGAGCCCACCGCUUCCCCUAGGCUGAGCCAAACUUUUCCCAAGGGCAGGGCCGAGGGGACCAUUGCUAGAAUGGUCAGGACUCUGGCUGUGGGAGGAAGUGGCUCUCUCUCCAGCUUCCUGCCAGAGAAUGUGCUUCAUGGAGGCCCACGUGGAAGGGCCAACACCCCCAGCCACCUCCACCCAAUCGCCGGCUGCUGUAGCUGCUGCUGCACAUGGACACACCCCACGACUUCCCCAGCUAGCAGACGCUGCGGGCCAGGCCUUCACCUCGCUCCCAUCUGCACCCACCCAGACCCUUAGGCCGCAGAGCCACGUACCAGGGUGCAGCUGCCAAGCUCUCACCAGCCCCCCGCUCUACACUUUUGCUGCCGCAAGGUGGUUCUGGUCUAGGGGUGCCCUUGUGGCCACAAGACCCCCAACAACUGGCUUGGACAGUGCUCUUUGCCCCUUAGCAACUGGCCAGCUGUGACUUCAGUGGUGUGCAAGCUAGUGCCCACCCCCUUCCCAUCCUCCACCUUGCCAUGCUCUGGGGUGCCCUGGGG
This is a messenger RNA of Ochotona curzoniae (black-lipped pika), 2881 nucleotides long. It is a transcript of the gene SPNS2, whose product is annotated as sphingolipid transporter 2. The transcript is spliced from 13 exons. The record is from RefSeq and is a predicted model, not a curated record. Bases 16 to 1668 code for a protein of 550 amino acids. Gene Ontology annotation, biological process: transmembrane transport; lipid transport; sphingosine-1-phosphate receptor signaling pathway. Gene Ontology annotation, cellular component: membrane. NCBI's taxonomy places the organism in Eukaryota, Metazoa, Chordata, Mammalia, Lagomorpha, Ochotonidae. Gene Ontology annotation, molecular function: transmembrane transporter activity; sphingolipid intramembrane carrier activity.